ACUCUUGUCCCUUGCUGCUCAGGAAAUGUCCUCACUUUCAGAAUAUGCCUUGCGCAUGAGUCGGCUGAGUGCCCGGCUAUUUGGUGAAGUGGCCAGGCCUACUGAUUCCAAAUCCAUGAAGGUGGUGAAACUGUUUAGUGAGCAGCCUUUGGCCAAGAGGAAGGAGACGUAUGACUGGUAUCCAAAUCACAACACUUACUUUGCGCUCAUGGGGACGCUACGUUUUCUUGGCCUCUACAGGGAUGAGCAUCAGGAUUUUAAGGAUGAGCAGAUGCGUCUAAAGAAGCUUCGUGGAAAGGGGAAACCAAGGAAGGGAGAAGGGAAAAGAGCAGCAAAAAAGAAAUAGUGUUGGUCCAUCAGGAGAGAAAACUUCUUCCUCAGCAACUGAGCGCAGAAGAAAGUGUAUUUACUAUCUUUCCCAUAUUGGAGGAGUAUAAGCUUCCUAAAUUGAAGAUUAUUUGGAGGAACACAGUCAUCUCGGUGUUGAAGUCUAAUCCAAUUGACUUGUGCCUGGUUUCUUGGACACAUUCUAAUUCUGCACAAUUAUUUUGGCCUUGGUUUUGUAAUCUGAGGUUUGCCUCAUUCCCUAAAGAAACAAAUGCAUGAA
Ceratotherium simum simum (southern white rhinoceros) is the source of this 607-nucleotide messenger RNA. It is a transcript of the gene MRPS33, whose product is annotated as mitochondrial ribosomal protein S33. Gene Ontology annotation, cellular component: mitochondrion. The record is from RefSeq and is a predicted model, not a curated record. Lineage: Eukaryota; Metazoa; Chordata; Mammalia; Perissodactyla; Rhinocerotidae.